Molecule: messenger RNA, 471 nt
Organism: Cyphellophora attinorum
Lineage: Eukaryota; Fungi; Ascomycota; Eurotiomycetes; Chaetothyriales; Cyphellophoraceae
Product: Nudix hydrolase 1
Exons: 1
Coding region: 1-471 (156 amino acids)
Biological process (GO): dGTP catabolic process
Cellular component (GO): cytosol
Molecular function (GO): 8-oxo-7,8-dihydrodeoxyguanosine triphosphate pyrophosphatase activity
Source: RefSeq, a predicted model, not a curated record
AUGGCAACAGCCCCAACCCCCAAGAUAGGCGUCGGCGUAUUCGUCUUCAACACCAAAAACGAGUUCCUCAUCGGCAAACGCAAAGGCUCACACGGCUCCGGAACCUACGCCCUACCCGGCGGCCAUCUCGAGUUCGGUGAAUCUUUCGAAGAAUGCGCCAUACGGGAAACCAUGGAGGAGACGGGCGUGCGGAUAUGGAAGCCGAGGUUUUUGACUGCUACCAAUAGCGUGCUCGGUGGUCCAGAUCUUGGGAGUCACUAUGUUACAGUUUUCAUGGUUGGGAGAUUGCGGGCGGAGGAUGUUGCGAGUGUGGAGGUCAAGGAGCCGGAGAAGUGUGAGGGGUGGGAGUGGAUUGGGUGGGAGACGAUGAGGGAGUGGGCGGAUGGGGAGGGGGAUGAGGGGAGGAGGGUGUUGUUUCAGCCUCUGGUGGAUUUGUUGGAGCAGAGGCCGGAGGUCGUUCCAAGGUUUUGA